UUUGGGGGGGUUGUCUACUCUGCAGAGCAGUUCUGCUGACUGCAGUAGAGAGGACCUACCUCAGUGCGUCAGCACUUUGAAAUGAAUGAAGAAAAAACGGAUCAAUCAGUGUGACUGCAGAGAGAGAGAGAGAGAGAAGUCUUCUCACUUUCUAACCCUGAUCUUUUGCAAAGCCAUCGUCACAUGCGUUAGUAGCCGGGAGCACACGCUCCGUAAGAUGUGAAGUGACCCCCCAACCCCCCUGGUGCUAUAAAUCAAGAUGAAGGUGAUCUGUCUGCUUCCCGUUUGCAUUUUGGUCUUCUUUUCUGUGAGCCAAGCAGACAACUUUGAGGAGGCGUACAGCGACCUGGAACACUAUAGGACCAUAUACAUCUCAGAGAAUGGACCUCAACUAUCCGUUGAUGCAGCACAACCAAAAGUGGUCUCUCAACGUGGAGGCAAUGCCACACUGCCAUGCAAGUUCAACCGGGAUUCCUCAUCUGUCCAAAAUCCCAAAUUCAACCGGGAUUCCUCAUCUGUCCAAAAUCCCAAAUUGAGGAUUAAAUGGACUAAACUGACUUCAGACUAUCUUAAGGAAAUUGAUGUGUUCGUAGCAAUGGGCUUCCACAAAAAGAGCUAUGGUCGCUUCCACGGCCGCGUGUACUUGCAGGCUGCCAGCGAGAACGAUGCCUCGCUGGUCAUCACUGAGAUCACACUGGAGGAUUAUGGGAAAUACAAGUGUGAGGUCAUUGAUGGCUUGGAGGAUGACACAGCAGUUGUGUCCCUUGACCUGCAAGGCAUUGUCUUUCCAUAUUUCCCUCGAAUGGGCCGCUACAACCUGAACUUCCAUGAUGCUGAGAAAGCUUGUCGAGACCAGGAUGCCAUUGUGGCAUCUUUUGAGCAGCUCUUCGAUGCCUGGAGAAAUGGGCUGGACUGGUGCAAUGCAGGGUGGCUCAGUGACGGAUCAGUGCAGUACCCAAUCACCAAACCCAGAGAGCCAUGUGGAGGCAAAAACACCAUCCCUGGUGUGAGGAAUUAUGGAAUGCGUGACAAGCAAAAAGAAAGAUAUGAUGUCUUCUGUUUCACCUCUAACUACAAAGGACGUUUCUACUACUUGAUACACCCUUCCAAGCUCACGUAUGAUGAGGCAGUACGAGCAUGUCAGAAGGACGGUGCUCAGAUUGCUAAAGUCGGCCAGAUUUAUGCCGCGUGGAAGCUGCUAGGCUACGACCGCUGCGAUGCGGGUUGGCUGGCAGAUGGCAGCGUGCGCUAUCCGAUCUCACGGCCACGCCGACGCUGCAGUCCCACGGAGGCUGCGGUACGCUUCUCCGGAUUUCCCGACAAGAAGCACAAACUCUACGGAGUCUACUGCUACAAGAGCGAAAACUGAGAUGGUGUACCAACCAUAUAACUCAUGAACUGAAGCAUAAUAAUGAAAGGAGUUAGUUCAAGUGCAUUAAAACUGUGACAAAGUCUCUAGAUACUGUAAUAUAGAAUGAUUUGAUGAUACAGUAUGUGAUUCGUGUUUGUUUGAAGCAAAGGUUUUGUAGGAUUAGGGACCUCAGUUGCCCUCUUCCCUCAAAAUCAAGACUUCACCACAAGACGCCAACAGGACAAGAAUAGUAUUCAUAGGAUGCCACAGAAAAUAAAUGUGUUCCAGCAGUGCUGUAGGAAGAGAUAUUUGGCGAGAUAUUGCAGUAGAGAUUCACACUGUGCUUUUCCAUUAAGCAUGCAGUAGCUUGAGGGAUGUGCUAGAACUGAAUGACAGUAAAGCUUAAACACAUUGAAAUGAUACUUCUGGGCACUUAGUUUAUCAUUCAAGAACAUCAUAUCCCAUAUAAAAGCAUGGUGGAAAAUACAUUUUCUGUUGGAAUAUAAAUUCAAUGGAAGUGCUAAACACCACACAGUCAUGGCACAAUGAACACAAUUUCCCCUUUUGCCAUCCUUACAGGGGUGCUAUAAAUAGAUUAUUUUCUAAAAACAUACCUUUUUUAAUUUAGUUUGAAAACAUUUUAUGUGUGGACCAAACCAUGUUGAGUCUUACAUAAGUCACAUUGUUAAGAGACAACAACAUUGUUUUAUGUUCUUUUUAAACUUUUGAAAUAUAAAAGUAGAGUGUUUGUAAAUGUAUCUGUUAAUUAUCUUUUCUUGAAAAUAUGUGUUUAUAAAAUGUCUCCCCUAUGACUCAAUGUAAGAACAGUGCACUCUAUCUGCAUACAUGUGAAGAGCUGUACUGUAUUGACCUCAUCACUGUCAAAUGAUCUUCGUUGCCAGAGAGAUGGAAGAAAUGUGUGGUUCAUACCACUGACAUAAUAACAGUUUGUCAAUUUUAAAAGUAAAUCUUAUUUUUGUUCUA
This is a messenger RNA of Myxocyprinus asiaticus (Chinese sucker), 2335 nucleotides long. RefSeq names its product hyaluronan and proteoglycan link protein 1-like. The record is from RefSeq and is a predicted model, not a curated record. The coding region runs from base 260 to 1369 and encodes 369 amino acids. Lineage: Eukaryota; Metazoa; Chordata; Actinopteri; Cypriniformes; Catostomidae. Gene Ontology annotation, molecular function: hyaluronic acid binding. The transcript is spliced from 5 exons. Gene Ontology annotation, biological process: cell adhesion.